AUGAAUGAUAUAGACUGUGACGUCAUGCAAUCCGAAGGACUCGCAUUCAAGUGUGUCAUCACCACCACGAAACAUGGAAAGGUAUUCCUUGUUGAGUGGCUUAAGUACAACCAGUUGUUCUCACUUAAGCGCAUCGAACGCGCUCACUACGAGCAAAAUCAGAUUAAUAUCAUUCGCAAUUUAUACCAUUUCAACAUUAUCAACGUUUACAAAACAUUUAUGCGUGAAAAAUACGUUUAUCUUCUUAUGGAUUACUGCCCACUUGACAUCCAGCGCUACAUCGAGCAGCGUGGUGUUCUUUCAGAAUCUCGCUUUGCUGAAGCUGCCUACUCAAUGCUCCAGAGUGUUAGCUUAAUGCACAGCAAGCGCAUCUGCCACAACAACAUCCGCCCAUCAAAGUUCCUCCUCGACAAGUACGGCCGCGUUCAGAUCAGCGACUUCUGCAACGCCGCUCAGUACCAGGAAAACGAAGAAUCCAAGUUCGAGCACGCCCAAUCAGUUGACUCAUGGUCUCUUGGUGUCACAUUCUACUACAUGCUCACAGGCCGCCUCAUCACAGACCUCUACUUCAGUGAAGAGGAAGCCAUGUCUAAGGAUUUCUCACACAUCAAGUACCCAGAAGUCUCAAAGGAGUGCAUCCGCCUCAUCUCAAGCUGCCUCAACAACAACGAGAAAGCCCGCCCUUCAGUCGACGAGCUCCUCAGCAGCCCACUCUUCAACCCAUUCCGCCCAGUCAAGAUGUCAGCUUCAAAGCAGACAGCUUUCUCUGCUAACACAUCACUCCGCGCAAUCCCAGUCAUUGUCAAGCCAGUCCUCACAAAGGUUGUCAAGACAUCAAUAUAA
Messenger RNA from Trichomonas vaginalis G3, 843 nucleotides. Its product is annotated as histone serine kinase protein. Gene Ontology annotation, molecular function: protein kinase activity; ATP binding. Lineage: Eukaryota; Parabasalia; Trichomonadida; Trichomonadidae. Gene Ontology annotation, biological process: protein phosphorylation. The coding region runs from base 1 to 843 and encodes 280 amino acids. The record is from RefSeq and is a predicted model, not a curated record. The transcript has a single exon.